Molecule: messenger RNA, 1406 nt
Organism: Owenia fusiformis
Lineage: Eukaryota; Metazoa; Annelida; Polychaeta; Sabellida; Oweniidae
Source: the annotation of a GenBank genome assembly
GGAAACUGCGGUCGCGUGCAUAUCUACAUGGUACAAGAGGCGGUAUCACGUCACGUUGUAGUUUAUGGAAGGCCGUCAAUGCUGGAAUAUAAGGUUCUCUUGAAGAAUUAUGAACCGUAAAUAUUAAUGAUUGACACUUGAAGUUAGAAUUUGAGAUUCAACGUUCAGCAUCGGAGUGACCAGAAUGCCGACUUUGUGGUUCAGGAUUGUCAUUUUGAUCGCAGGCUGUGUGCUCCAUGGAGCAGUUGGUUGUGGUUCGGGGAACGGGUUUGAGGCGGUACGUACCUCUGGGACUCAAACGUAUUGUUAUCGCUUGUUUACCGAUACAUUGGUUUGGGAAGAGGCUAGGGACACCUGCAACACCAUCUACUCUCAUCUUGUUGCCAUAGAAACGGCAGAGGAAGAUGACAACGUCGCACAAUGGUUGCAAUCAAAAGCAUUUACAAGUGACGUAUGGACUGCUGGUAACCCGGAUGAUGCAGGAGAUUGGAAAUGGAACAACACUGGAGAAUAUUUCUUUAAUGGUACGACCCUGCUCUCCAUCAGAUACACUAAUUGGGCCCCCUUGGAACCAGAUAAUUCGGGAGACAGGAUGCAAUUGUUGGGAGCAAGUAACUUUCUCUGGGAUGAUACACCGGGCACUGACACUAAAGCUUACAUAUGCGAGAGACCUUUCCUAGGUGGUACUGGGGGUCCGCCAGGGACGGGUGGUCCGCCUGGUACUGGGGGUCCGCAAGGACAACCCGGUUCUGAUGGAUCCCCGGGUAUACCUGGAGAACCAGGUCUGCCUGGACCACCGGGCAAUAGCACAGGAGGUGGGGGACCAGGAUUCCCUGGUUUGGUUGGUCCGCAAGGUCCAAGGGGGUUAGCUGGACCACAGGGUCCCCCGGGAAGGCGGGGAGAAGACGGUAGAAAAGGAAUGGAUGGUGCCCCUGGAACCCCCGGAAGGAAUGGCCUUCCAGGGCUACGAGGGCGGCCAGGUUAUCCCGGACCCCCAGGACGUAUCAUACCAUUCUUCGGAUCACCCGGACUCUCUGCAAACCGUGUAUUUCCAAAUCCAUUUGCCCAGAGUCCAGGAAGAUCGCAGGCCAUGGUUGGCGAUCCUGAUGCUAAUGACGACUCUAUUACCAAAGCUCAGAUUACAGGCAAAUGGAGGAUAAUGGAAAUCUUAAUGGUCAUACUUUUCGGGAUUGUUGUAACCAUAGCAACGAUCAAGACGAUCGCAAUGUGCAGAAUGAAAUCAAGGAUCCAAAAGUUGGAGAAGCAAGUUGACUUGAAAAAAGAUGAAAAUAUCUCUAUGUAUUGAUCGUUAUUGUAUUUCGGUAAUAUAAAACAACUCGGAUUUCUUGAGAACUCGAAGUUCGUAUAGAUACUGUACAUGAUAUGCUUAUUAGAGUAUACAGACU